Messenger RNA from Pundamilia nyererei, 1294 nucleotides. Its product is annotated as acetyl-CoA acetyltransferase, cytosolic-like. The coding region runs from base 68 to 1255 and encodes 395 amino acids. Gene Ontology annotation, molecular function: acyltransferase activity, transferring groups other than amino-acyl groups. The transcript has 3 exons. Lineage: Eukaryota; Metazoa; Chordata; Actinopteri; Cichliformes; Cichlidae. The record is from RefSeq and is a predicted model, not a curated record.
AGCGAGUGUGCAGACAGGAACCAGCACUCUGAGCUAGGACUCCAGCUUCAAACACCUGCUUGCCAACAUGAGCACCGACAGUGUCGUCAUCGUUUCUGCCGCCCGGACGCCGAUUGGGUCCUUGAACGGUGCUUUGUCUACGGUGCCUCUACAUGACCUGUGUUCAGCAGUGAUCAAGGACGUUCUGAAGCGGGCUGGGGUGAAACCAGAUGAGGUUUCUGAGGUUAUCAUGGGACAUGUCCUAACAGCAGGUCAUGGGCAGAAUCCAACACGUAAAGCCAGUGUUGGAGCAGGUAUCCCCUACCCUGUCCCGGCCUGGAGCUGCCAGAUGGUGUGUGGCUCUGGGCUAAAGGCUGUGUGCCUGGGAGCUCAGUCCAUCCUGACUGGAGAGUCCACUGUGGUGGUGGCAGGAGGCAUGGAGAGUAUGAGCAGGGCUCCUCAUACAGUGCAUAUGAGAGCAGGAGUGAAGAUGGGCGAUGCCUCCCUGCAGGACUCCAUGGUGGCAGACGGCCUGACGGACAUCUUCCACUGCUACCACAUGGGAAUCACGGCUGAGAAUGUUGCAAAGCAGUGGGGUGUCAGUCGGGAGGAACAGGACAGGUUUGCUGUCAAGUCUCAGAGCAGAACAGAAGCUGCACAGAAGGCGAGGUACUUUGAUCAGGAGAUUGUCCCCAUCAUGGUGCCAUCCAGAAAAGGUCCAGUGGAGGUGAAGGUUGAUGAGUUUCCUCGGCAUGGUAGCAACAUGGACAGCAUGUCAAAACUCAAACCCUGCUUCGUCAAGGACAGCAGCGGCACUGUCACCGCAGGAAAUGCUUCAGGUAUAAAUGAUGGAGCAGCAGCAACUGUCCUGAUGAGCCAAUCAGAGGCUGCGCGGCGUGGCAUAAAACCAAUGGCCAGAAUUGUAUCCUGGGCUCAAGCUGGUCUCGACCCUUCUAUCAUGGGAACGGGACCAAUACCAGCCAUUAGGAAAGCGGUUGAGAAAGCAGGCUGGCAGCUGGACCAGGUCGACUUAUUUGAGAUCAAUGAAGCAUUUGCUGCACAGUCAGUUGCUGUGGUCAAAGAGCUUGGCCUGAAUGAAGAAAAGGUAAAUGUGAGCGGUGGUGCCAUUUCUCUGGGCCAUCCUAUUGGCAUGUCUGGCUGCAGAGUGCUGGUGACCUUGCUGCAUGCUCUCCAGAGGACCGGAGGGCGUAAGGGAAUCGCAUCUCUCUGCAUUGGUGGAGGAAUGGGUAUCGCCAUGUGUGUAGAAAGAGUCUGAGACAUGUACCUCUGUGCUGUUUAAUAUAUUGCACUUGAU